CAUAUAACCACAUUCUCGAUCAAUUCUUACAAAAAUAGCCACUAUGACAAAACUAGCCUUAAUUCUUUCUCUUUGCAUCAUUUUCACAACUUUCAUCUCUUCAUCUUACUCCAUUUCCUCUUGCAAUGGCCCAUGCAAAUCGUUAAACGAUUGCGAUGGGCAAUUAAUAUGCAUUAAAGGAAAAUGCAACGAUGAUCCUGACGUUGGAACCAGUAUUUGUGGAGGAGGAGGAAGUUCUCCUUCUCCUCCAUCUACUGGCUCAACGUCAGGUAUGCUAACCCUUAACGACUUUAGUGAAGGUGGAGAUGGGGGUGGUCCAUCAGAAUGUGACGAGAAAUAUCAUGAUAACAACGAAAGAGUAGUCGCGUUGACUACUAGAUGGUAUGAUAAUGGUUCAAGGUGUGGAAAAAUGAUACGUAUUCGAGCCAAUAAAAAUGGAAAGAGUGUAACGGCUAAGGUUGUGGAUGAAUGUGACACAAAAGAUGGUUGUAAAAAUAAUGUAGUGGAUGGUUCAAUUGCUGUGUGGAGAGCUUUGGGAUUGGAUACUAAUGAGGGAAGAGUUCCUAUUACAUGGUCCAUGGUCUAGGAGAUCAUAUAUCACUACUAAAAAAAUUUAUCGAUAGAUAAAAUUCUGUAGCUAAUCAGUAAAUUCAUCGUUGAUCUUAUUUAGUUAUGAAUAACUUAAUAAAGGAAAUUGUUGCUUGGUUCAUAUGGCCUAGGAGAUAAUAUAAUUAUUAUUACUCCCAUGUGGUUUAAUUAAUUUGUUAUGUGUGUUCGGUUGUGAUAUAGUAUUGAAUAAUUGUGUCAUUUUAUAUACACUAUGU
Messenger RNA from Solanum lycopersicum (tomato), 824 nucleotides. RefSeq names its product kiwellin-like. Lineage: Eukaryota; Viridiplantae; Streptophyta; Magnoliopsida; Solanales; Solanaceae. The record is from RefSeq and is a predicted model, not a curated record.